CCGAAACCAGUCUGCUUUCAAGCUGCUUGCGCUCGCAAGAGAACUGGCUGCUCCUCUGAUAUCAAACGAUGCUGCGGAACUCACUGCACCGUGGCGUUUGGGGUCGACGCCCGAAGAGACCUCAAUGUAGAUUUUACGUCACCGGUAAAAUUCCUGACUAUCACUCGAAAGUCAACUUCUUCGUUUUCUCCGUCGACAGGGAAGCGGCUAUGCGGAAAAUGAGCCUAGCAAUGUCAGUGAGAUGCGGGCAUCGAAGUGUGUUGCAAGCUCUCGGAGAUGCAUUACCCUUCCAGUCAAACCACAUCCGAACAAAGCCGCUUCUCAUGCAGGCUGUGUACCUUCCUAUGUGGCUCAUACAUGCAGAGAUUGAAGCGAAGAUAUGGCAACCGAUGGCGCCGGACGGCGAGAUCCAGCAGCAAAGCGUACUAUGUAUUCAACAAGCUCAAAGAUCGUGCAUGCCAGGGAUCGCGCAUGACCCGUUGUCUCGAAUCUCAUUCUCAUUACAACGAUCCAACUGGAUUUCAUUUUGCAUCCCCGCCUCUGAGUUGCAUGACCAACCUCUCGAAGAGGACAUUAUAUACAUGGAAUUCCAGCGCAGUCCGUUGGACAUUGUGGACGCCGUCCGGUCGUUCUCACGAGAACAAGCAAAUAUGGGGAAGGACACACGGUUUCAUCCUGGUACCGUGAAGGAAAUCUUCUUCUCAGCGAACCCUGUUCUAAUGCCACUUUGGUUGGCACAAUAUGAGACCGUUUUGAAACAAAGAAUCACUGUGAUACUUGAGGCGUAUCAUGACAAUGGUCGCAUCAUUGUCGUAGAUACCGAUAAACCGGCUAAACCCGUCUUGACGGAGAAAAAGACUUCCGUACUGAAGCUGAUCACCAAAUUCCUUCGUCGACAACUUCCUUACAACCGUCAUGUCUACUCCGCUGAAGAGCGCACCGAUUUCGCGCAUGUCGAGACUCUAUCCUUCGUGGAGCCGGAGUAUCCACCGGGUCGUGUUAUGACGGAGUGGAUCAACGAACAUUUGUCUCAGGGGUUGUUGGUGAACGACACCGUGCUCGGCCGGCAUGGAGAUGGUAUACCGGCCUCAGACUGGGAAGACCCUCGUAUUCGACCUCUGGUUCUCGAAGACACCAUGCGCAACGACCUCUACAUGGAAAUUGACUGUUACCGUCGCGCCGUGGAAGCAGUACUUCAGGCCCGCAAGCCCGGCUACACGAGCAAAAUGCACGGCUACGUUGCCAUACCCAACUUCUCUAGGGUGGACAAUAUCACACCGCGCAUGCGAGAAAUUACAAGCAUGUACCGCCGCGUCGCUGCCAGCAACAGAGAGCUGAGAGAAAUAGUGCCCACGGAGAGCUUGCGAGCGCGGCUGAAAGAGGCCGAGCGUUGGAUGACGGAGUGGCGACCGGAUUGGUGGGAGGAGCGCGAGAGCGGUGUAGCUAAUCCCAUCGGGAAUCCAAAAAGUGGUCGUGGUUCCACAGCGCGGACCCCGAGAUCGUGAGGCUGGUGACCGUAAUGCAUAUAGAUGAUUUUUGCUAGGGAUGUAGAGCACAUGACCUCCCACCCUCGAGGAUGGGCCACCGAUUAGACGUCAAUGGCUGCGAUGAUUAAGUGCACGUAACGAUUUGCCGUGUUGCCUGGAGGAGGGGCAGUGACUUCGACGAUGAAAGACUUUUCACCGCUUCAAAUUUGGUGAAGGAUGCGAUAUAUUUGAAAUCUCCAUUGUUUUGUGGUAGAAUUACAAUCACAACUUAAC
Messenger RNA from Laetiporus sulphureus 93-53, 1760 nucleotides. RefSeq lists its product as uncharacterized. The record is from RefSeq and is a predicted model, not a curated record. Lineage: Eukaryota; Fungi; Basidiomycota; Agaricomycetes; Polyporales; Laetiporaceae. The transcript is spliced from 8 exons. Bases 69 to 1505 code for a protein of 478 amino acids.